Molecule: messenger RNA, 1008 nt
Organism: Trichoderma harzianum CBS 226.95
Lineage: Eukaryota; Fungi; Ascomycota; Sordariomycetes; Hypocreales; Hypocreaceae
Exons: 2
Coding region: 219-797 (192 amino acids)
Cellular component (GO): mitochondrial large ribosomal subunit
Molecular function (GO): structural constituent of ribosome
Source: RefSeq, a predicted model, not a curated record
CUCAAUUAACUCCAAAUAAUCAUCAUUUCAUCAGAGCUACACAGUUUAAAAGGAUGAGGCUGAGAGCAGUCCAGAGCUUUCUGCGGUCAGUCAAUUCCAUUGGCCACCCCCACCAAACCAAACCGACCGCAUACCCAAAAUUUCUCCAACCACCAAUAGAGCCUCGCCUCACCCAGCGACAGACAACCUCACUCAUAUAAAAACCACCCGCCCUCACAAUGUUCUGCACCCGGUGCCUGCGCGCCACCGUCGUGCGCCGCCAAUUGCCCUUUUCACGACAAUUUUCAUCGUCGCUGCGCUUCUACUCUGCCGAACCGCAGCUGUCAACGCCCGUCGUCGACGCCGGCGAAGCGGCCAAGCCCACGCCCUCUUCAAGAUCCAUCUGCCCAGAGGGAACAGUGCUCAAUGGGCUCAACUACACAAAGGGCGGGCAAGACCCCGUCGCCCUGAAAGAUGAGGACUACCCGGAGUGGCUGUGGUCAUGCCUGGACGUCAUGAAGAAGGCCGAUGCCGAAGACGACAACCUCGGGGACGAGUUCUCAAAAUCCAAGAAACAGCGAAAACUCGCCGCCAAGCGCCAAAAGGCCCUCGAGGCCAAGCUCCUCGCCGAGGGCAACCUCGAGGCCCUCGCGCCAAAGGUGCCGCUGCAGCAGCAGUCCAUCAACUUGCCCGGCGACAAGAACGGCAGCGUCCUCGACAACAUUGCCGCGGCGGACAAGCGGGAGGAGCUGCGCAAGGCGAUGCGCAAGGAGAGGAGGGCCACGAUCAAGGAGUCCAACUACUUGAAGUCGAUGUAAAAGAAGAAGACGAAAAAAGGAGAGAAAAAUUGUAUCAACAGGAAAAGCGAGGGUUGGUUAUAUAGACACUUUGUACAAUACACAUCAAACGAAGCAUUUCAAAGACGAGGGCUUGAACGCUGGGAAAGUGUUUGGCGUAGUCUUGUUCAUGAAAGGCUCGGCCUGGACUGGCCAGGCUCUCCCUCGCAGGAAUAUAGUAGUUUCUUCCAUG